CGGAAAACAUUUGUUCAUAGUGCUGCGAGACAAAAUUUCUAUUUGCAAUGAUGAAGGGUUUCGUGGUUGGUUGUUUUCUCAUUCUAAAUGGAGUAAUUGGUCUUCAGUCGCUCGUAGACGUCAAAGUCGAUGAAAAACCUGAAUUAUCCUCUGUAACAACAUCCAAUAAAGUUUCAAGCGUUUUACGUGACAUAUUAAACCAGGAGAGCCUGGUCAGGUUUUCUAUGGUACAAAAAAUCCAAGGUUUAGCAAUGGAUGCCAUAGACAAUAAAAACAAUAGUCAAGCCAUGAAAAGGAAGAUUAGUGACAUAGAGGUGGAGAAUUCGAAAUUCAAAGAAGAAUUAAGGACUAUCAAUGAAACAAACCAAAACCUAGAGGAAGAAAACGUUAAGCUGAAUGAACAAAUAGCGGUAUUGAACAGGACGUUGAAAAACACAGUGACUGAAGAACAGUUUGAUGUCUUUAAGAAGGAUUUCAAUCUGCGUCUACAGAUGAUUGAUACAAAUUUACAGAACUUUACUCUAUCAAUUAACACAACAGUGGAAAAUUUAAUUACAGAACAAAGAAAUGCAUCCAAAGAUCCCUCAAGAGUUUACUAUUAUGAUUGUGAGGAAAUUCUGGAAAAAAUUCCUAACCUUCUUGGGAUUGAUGGUGUAUACAUUAUAGUUCCCGACCAUAUAACUCCAGUCCAAGUCUACUGUGACAUGACCACAGACGGAGGAGGAUGGACGGUAAUACAAAGACGAUUUGGCGGGAAAACAGAUUUUCAUCGAGAAUGGAAUGAUUAUAAGAAAGGAUUCGGAGACCCUGGCAGAGAAUAUUGGCUAGGAAAUGAUCAUAUCCAUACCUUGACCAGCGGAAGAAACCAGGAACUGCGUAUUGACAUGGGGAAAUUCACUGGAUCCAUGGUGUAUGCUCGGUACUCACAUUUCUCUGUUGGGAGUGAAUCUUCUAAAUAUAGACUGUCCAUCAGUGGCUACAGCGGAGAUGCAGGAGACAAGAUGAUAAAAGCUUAUAACCUGAAUGGUAUGUACUUCACAACAAAAGACAGAGACAAUGACAGUAAUGGAAAUUAUAAUUGUGCUGUGAAAUAUCACUUUGGCGCAUGGUGGUUCAAGAACUGUGCAUGGUCAGAUCUCAAUGGCGUUUAUCAACUGUCAAAUAAGAAUAAUAGAGCGGGUCUGUUCUGGGGACAGAGUUUUGAAAACAUGAAGUCUACUAAGAUGAUGAUCAGAUCCAAGAAAUGAGAAAAAAUAUAAUUCCUUUGAAAGAAAUACACACUUAUUGGAAAUAGGAGCAUUCUUAUUUUUCAAAAAUAUUUUUCCAGUCCUACGUAAAAUGACUCCCUAUCGUUGUCCCAGUUUAUAAUGAUGCAAAACAAAAACAGCGGCGAAUUAUUAUAUCGUAAACAAAUGAAUUUUUCUCUGUACAUUUUAUAUGAAAUCACAUUUUGAACUUUUGUUUUAGGUUUAACAUUUGUUGUCUAGCUCAAAUUUGGCUUGGCAACCUGAGAAAAUUUUUAUCAAACAUUUCAGUAACUUAAGAAGUAUGAGUAUUUACGAUAUGAAAUAUGAACUUCAAUUUUGACAUCAGAAUUUACUAAAACCAUAUACUAAAUUGGUGAAAGAAUUUACUAUAAUCAUAUAGUAAAUUGGUGACAGAAUUUAACAUAAUAAUCAUACAAUGCAUAUCAAAUUGGUAACAUGACAUUUCACUGUUGUAAUUUACCAGAAUCCCCAAUUUUUUGUUAACACUUUACCCACGCGUUAAAUGGCAAUUGCACUACACUAAAUUCAAUUAUUCAGAAGUAAAUUUCUUUUAUUAUAUUUGAAAUAGAAAUGAAUUCAGGAUUUAAUUUUAGGGGAAAAUGUAGUUUUAUAUGAAAUAUCUGUGAAAAUGAAAUUUAUUCAUAUGACGACCGUUAGUGUUACAUGUAGUUGCAUUUAUAACAUUCAUCCCGGCUCCAUGUGUAACCGUUAUAAUAUUCAUAACUAUUUUCACUCUACUCUUUUGGCAGCGGAUUAAGAUUUUCUUAUGCAUCAGAAAUCAUUGCUAUAAAAGUGUAAACACCGCCCUAGAGGUGGGAUCAGGUGUCUGAGGCAGGGGCGGAUACAGGAAUCGUGGUUACGGGGGGCGCCACUUUAUGAGGCAGUGGGUCCAGGGCGAAGUCCUGGUGGGGGUCCAGGGGGCGAAGCCCUCUGGAAACUCCUGGAUUUUACAUAUUUUAUGGGGCUUGAAAAAUUAAGUUCUCCCAAUAAAGUAAUUCAAGAAA
This is a messenger RNA of Ostrea edulis (European flat oyster), 2272 nucleotides long. RefSeq names its product techylectin-like protein. Lineage: Eukaryota; Metazoa; Mollusca; Bivalvia; Ostreida; Ostreidae. The coding region runs from base 48 to 1247 and encodes 399 amino acids. The record is from RefSeq and is a predicted model, not a curated record. The transcript is spliced from 5 exons.